AAAGACGGAAGGAGGAGGGGAUCCAGAACGGUCGCACCCAUCUUUGGAAAAAAUCGCGUUUUGAUUUUGAAGAUGGAAGCACAACGUCGAAACCAAACUAUAAAGCACAGAAAAGGAGAUGGACACAGACAUGGGCUAUUGAUUUGGAUAACUGAGUGAGCCAAAAAUAAAGAAUGUCAUCUAGAACUCUGAAUUGAUUUUUAAAAUCGUUUAAGCUAAUGUAGGUAUUAGAUGUACAAUUGAAUAAUGGUUGAUACAACUGCUCAUAGUGGUAUCAUCAAACCCUACGUUUUUUGCCAGUUUUCUUUUAAUUACUUAUUCUACUUUUAGAACAGUAUACCUUGGGAUCAGUCCAGGUAUACUGUACGGAAUCAUUGAUGGUUGAUAUAAUAUAUUCUUGUUUCUGUUUAAUGCUUGGAGGAGUGUAUCCAACUCAGUCAAUGUUGUAUUUUCAUUAUAUAUUGCAGAUGGAAGCACAAAGCUCUCAGCAUGCACAAGUUAUUGAAAUCAGUGGAGAUUUGCCUAAUGUAGGAAGGAAGGUUUGCGGUGAAGCACCAUGUGGGUUUGCAGAUGCUGGAUCCAUCUCUAAGGAUUCUGAAGAACGAUCAACUUCUAUGCGAAAGCUUCUCAUGGCAGUGGUCCUUUGUGUUGUUUUCAUGACCAUUGAAGUAGUUGGUGGCAUCAAAGCUAACAGUCUUGCAAUAUUGACUGAUGCAGCACAUUUACUUUCAGAUGUUGCAGCCUUUGCCAUCUCUUUAUUUUCUUUAUGGGCUGCUGGAUGGGAAGCUACUCCUCGCCAGUCUUAUGGAUUUUUUAGAAUUGAGAUUCUUGGUGCUUUGGUUUCUAUCCAAUUAAUAUGGUUGCUUGCUGGGAUUUUGGUAUAUGAAGCCAUCGAUAGAAUCAUUGCUGGUCCUAAAAGUGUCGAUGGUUUUCUUAUGUUUUUAGUUGCUGCAUUUGGUCUUGUGGUUAACAUCAUCAUGGCUUUGUUAUUGGGUCAUGAUCAUGGCCAUGGACAUGACGGUCACGGUCACGGACACGGUCAUGAUCAUGGUCAUGGCCACAUUCAUGGAAUUUCAGUGUCUACCCAUCAUGAUGCAAAGCAUGGAAAAGAUGAGCACCAUCACUCUCAUGAAGAUCAUACUCACCAUCAUGAUGAAAAGCAUCCAAAUGAUGCUCACCAUCUCUGUCAUGAAGAUCACUUGGACCAUCAUCCUCACAAAGAGCUUGCUGAACCACUCCUUGGUGAAUCAGAAGACGGAUCUAAGAAGAAGAAGCAAUGGAACAUAAAUGUACAGGGGGCUUAUCUACAUGUACUUGGGGACUCUAUCCAGAGUGUUGGCGUAAUGAUCGGGGGAGCAAUGAUAUGGUAUAACCCUCGUUGGCAAAUAGUUGAUUUAAUUUGCACACUAAUAUUUUCAGUAAUUGUUCUGGGGACAACUAUCAAUAUGCUGCGAAACAUUUUGGAAGUCCUGAUGGAGAGCACACCACGUGAGAUAGAUGCUACUCAGCUUGAACAGGGCCUGUUGAAUAUGGAAGAUGUAGUGGCUGUUCAUGAGCUGCACAUCUGGGCCAUCACGGUGGGAAAGAUUUUGCUAGCGUGUCAUGUUAAAAUCAGACGUGAAGCUGAUGCUGAUGUUGUGCUGGACAAGGUUAUAGACUAUAUCAAAAGGGUUUAUAACAUCAGUCAUGUAACUAUACAGAUAGAGCGCUAGUUACUUUUUCCGAAUAUUUUUGUGCUAGUGAUGAUUAGAUGGGAAGGAUUUAGUUGGACUUGAGGCAUUAUGUUUCUGGAACUCUUUCUCUAUGAUAAUAAUACUUUCAUAUAUUCAUCUUUCUAGCAGUUUCU
This is a messenger RNA of Abrus precatorius (Indian licorice), 1846 nucleotides long. RefSeq names its product metal tolerance protein 1-like. Gene Ontology annotation, biological process: zinc ion transmembrane transport. Gene Ontology annotation, molecular function: zinc ion transmembrane transporter activity. Lineage: Eukaryota; Viridiplantae; Streptophyta; Magnoliopsida; Fabales; Fabaceae. Bases 378 to 1712 code for a protein of 444 amino acids. The record is from RefSeq and is a predicted model, not a curated record. Gene Ontology annotation, cellular component: plasma membrane; vacuole. The transcript has 3 exons.